AGAAAAUGGGCCAAUCGAAUGUCCGAUACAAGCGACGUGAUAUUAGCGCAUGGAUCAUAAUCGAUUGAUUCCUGUGCACACGCAUUACACGACUACGCAAGUUUACGUUCAGACCUGGUUUUUUUUGGAAUUCGUGUACUUCGGUACCUUGAAUGAAGGACAAUAGAGAUAAGUCUGAGUUCAAGUAAAAUAAUAAGGAGAAAAACUGCACGUAUGAUGCGUAUAACAUAACCUAUAUACCAUGCACUUGAUGGCAUAACCUGCAAAUACACUAUGUCAGUUGAAUCGAGCAGGAAUAUUUAGAUACUUUAUGCUUAUUUCGGCGUGAUUUCGAUACGAAUAUGGCAAAAGUUUUGCGGAAACGUGCCAAAGCGAAGAGAAGUACGAGAGAGGAAUUAGACUUGCUUGACAAAUCGGUGUUAAUAGAUAGAAUAAUUCAAUUAGAAGCUCAUAAUGAGCAACUCAAAAUAUUGAUUGCAAAGACUGCGGAUACAAAGGUGGAAGAGAAAGAUAUGUCUGAGAGAGUUCAAAAACCAUUUGAUUUCUCUCGGUGUCACAAGAGGCAUAUUCUUUUGAAGUUGUAUUAUCUCGGUUGGGAUUAUCAUGGUUUUACUAUACAGGAAGAUAGCAAUGAUACUAUUGAACAACACUUAUUUGCAGCUCUUCUAAAGAGCUGCUGCAUAGAGUCUCGUGAGACUUCAAAUUACUCUCGAUGUGGACGAACUGAUAAAGGUGUCAGUUCAUUCUCUCAAGUUAUUUCAUUGGAUAUACGUAGUAAGUUGGAACCGGAGCAACAAAGUAGCUUAUCCAGUGAGUUGCCUUAUUGUAAAAUAUUGAACCGAUUGCUACCAGCAAAUAUAAGAUGUGUAGCAUGGUACCCAGUAUCACUCAAUUUCUCUGCGAGAUUUGACUGCAAGUAUAGAAAAUACAAAUAUUUCUUCCCAAGAGGCAAUCUGGAUAUAGAUGCCAUGAAUAAAGCAGUCAAGUAUGCCAUAGGAGACUAUGAUUUUCGUAAUAUUUGUAAAAUGGAUGUAGCAAAUGGUGUAACCAAUUUUAAAAGAAACAUAAUUGAUGCGAAAGUCUCUGUGAGUAAUCAAGCAACAGAGAAGUUCACAGGCUAUGAUAUGUGUCAACUAGAAAUCAUCAGCCAAGCUUUCCUCUGGCAUCAGAUUCGUUGUUUAAUGGGUAUCCUGUUGCUAGUUGGGCAAAGAAAGGAGGAACCUGAAAUAAUUUUAAAACUUCUGGACAUUGAGAAUUGUCCACAGAAGCCUCAAUAUAAUAUGGCUCAUGAAAUACCACUGAAUCUAUGGUACUGUAAUUAUAAAGAUGUAGAAUGGAUCAUUGAUGAAAACGAGUUAGUAAACACUAUCAAGACAUUACAGCAAGAUUGGGCUCUCAAUACCAUAAAAUCUACAAUGAUUAAAAGUAUGUUGUUGGAAUUGGAAAAUCUGGUCAAUCGUACAAAUACUAAUUUCCAAAGCGAUUGCCUGCUUCUCGGAGCACAAUCAAAAGUAUAUCAACCAUUGAUGAAACGAGUUACGUGUGAGAGUUUAGAAAAUAAAAUCAAACAUUAUAAGAAAAAACGAAAAUUUGAGGUCGUGCAUUCUGAUGUUGUAUAGUGUGCAGCUACGCUAGUGCAGGAUUUGUAAUGUAUUACACAUAUACUAACACUUUUAAAUACACAAGUUUCUUACUGUAAGUAAA
Molecule: messenger RNA, 1704 nt
Organism: Odontomachus brunneus
Lineage: Eukaryota; Metazoa; Arthropoda; Insecta; Hymenoptera; Formicidae
Product: tRNA pseudouridine(38/39) synthase
Exons: 6
Coding region: 342-1619 (425 amino acids)
Biological process (GO): tRNA pseudouridine synthesis; mRNA pseudouridine synthesis
Cellular component (GO): cytoplasm; nucleus
Molecular function (GO): RNA binding; pseudouridine synthase activity
Source: RefSeq, a predicted model, not a curated record